AUGGACGAUGCUUUUGUUUUUCUUGCUGCGUGGAAAAGGAUCGAUUCCCAGAAGACCGUUCCAGACAGACUCUCGGAAGUUUAUUCGGAAUCCGCCAUUUCUGUUACUGUAACUUCAGUAACGAAUCUCAUAGCGUUCCUUUCGGGACUGUUUACACCUUACAGAUCCAUAUCUAAUUUCUGUUUAUACGCAUCGAUUUCUGUUCUCUUUUGUUACUUUUAUCAGAUAACGUUCGUUGGUGCAUGCAUGGCACUCUUUGGAUAUGUGGAGAAACAAGGAAGACAUUCUUUAUUCUUCACGAAAAUAAAUACACAAACAGGUAAAAAUAUAGCGAAUCAUUUGGUAGCACUUCAAGAAACUAAUGACGAUAAAUUUUUCUCUCUAGAAAAUCAUUCAUGGAUUCGAAAAAUACUCUUUACCACCGAAUCUUGGAAAUCUACUAAAGACACGACCACUCAAACGUCAUCAAUUUGGACAAAGCUCGGUAAUAUUUUAUUCUUAUGGUAUGUCAUGAUAAUUAUUCUCUUAAUCAUGGCAGGUUACGUGGCAUUUGGAGUUUGGGGAGUGACAAAAACAGAUAUUAUAGGAUCAUUUUCCUACUCUUCUGCAUACGAUUCUUAUUAUUUGCCGUAUCAUAAAAAUGUUUUUAAAUAUUUCAAGCAUUACGAAUACAGAAUCCAAAUCGUUGUCGAUCAAGAAAUCAAUUAUGCAGAUGUGGAAAUUCAGAAUCAAAUAGAAAAACUUUUUUCUGAAAUGGAGAGAGAAGGAUUAAUUGCAGAUUUUCUUACCGAGUCUUGGCUCCGAAGUUUUGUGGAAUUCGUCAAAGACGAUUCAAUGUCUGCGAUUGUAAAGUCGUACAACAUGAGCGACACAAAAGAUUUUAUUGUCGUUUUGCGCCGAAUGUUUCUACGUCAUCCUUAUGCACAACGAUUUCGUAAUGAUAUUGCCUUCAACUCUGACUAUACAGCUAUCGUUGGAAGCAGAUUUCUUUGUCAGACUGAUUUCACUGUUGACGAAAAAUCAUUCUACGUGACUUUACAGGGACUAAGGAAAAUCACUAAUAAAAUGCCAUUCAGAGUGUUUCCGUAUCACUUCUUGAAUUAUGCCGUCGACAGCACUGACUUGCAUGUAAAAUUUACUGUUCAACUGUUGUGUAUUAUUGUGAUAAUUGUAAUUUUUGUUUGUUUCGUUUUUAUGCCAGACGUUGUCGUCACGUUUUCGGUCGCACUUUCGAUUGUUACUAUCGAAAUUUCCACUUUGGGUUACAUGGCUCUCUGGGAUGUGGAAUUGGCACCAGUGUCUAUAAUUGUCUUAGUCAUGUGCGCCGGUUUUUCGGUGGAUUACUCUGCUCAUAUGUCUCAUGCUUAUAGACAUUGCGACAUUGAAGAUUUCAAUGAACGUCUUCGUCAUAGCAUCAAUUGUAUAGGAUUCGCAAUAUUUCAAGACCAUCCACUAUACAGCGAAGAAAAUAAAAACGAAUUUGGAUUUUUCAAAGAUGAAGCAAAAUCAUUAGCAAUAUCGGAAUUUCAGCAGAAAAUAAUUACUUCUUUGCGAGGGGUUUUGAGAUACACCAAAACGACUGCUACAGACUUAAGUAAUGAAACGUCUUCUAAGUGUUUGACAAGUCAAGCAGAAAGUCCUAAUUGCAAAUCAACGGUUGUGAAAAAAUCAAAAGGAGAUUCUCGCGAAAAAUUGUCAUCAAAAUCGUGGAAAUGUGACAUCUGUUUUGCUUUAAAUUUUGGCUCCACGAAUGUAGUGUUGCCACCUUUUCAAAAUCGCUGA
This is a messenger RNA of Centruroides sculpturatus (bark scorpion), 1782 nucleotides long. Its product is annotated as patched domain-containing protein 3-like. NCBI's taxonomy places the organism in Eukaryota, Metazoa, Arthropoda, Arachnida, Scorpiones, Buthidae. Gene Ontology annotation, cellular component: membrane. Bases 1 to 1782 code for a protein of 593 amino acids. The record is from RefSeq and is a predicted model, not a curated record. The transcript has 4 exons.